Molecule: messenger RNA, 903 nt
Organism: Protobothrops mucrosquamatus (brown spotted pit viper)
Lineage: Eukaryota; Metazoa; Chordata; Lepidosauria; Squamata; Viperidae
Gene: RRP8
Product: ribosomal RNA processing 8
Exons: 5
Coding region: 1-897 (298 amino acids)
Biological process (GO): rDNA heterochromatin formation; regulation of transcription by glucose; cellular response to glucose starvation
Cellular component (GO): rDNA heterochromatin; chromatin silencing complex; nucleolus
Molecular function (GO): methyltransferase activity
Source: RefSeq, a predicted model, not a curated record
AUGGCAGCGGUGGAGGGCAGCCCGGAGUCCAGCAGUUGGUACGACAGAGCAGCCCCGGGGCUGAGGCAGCAACUGACCAGGAAACAAUGGAGAAAUCAGCAGAAGAACAAGCGGCGGCAGAAGAACAAAUUCAAGGCCUCCAACGGCCAGCCUCUGGCGUCUUCUGAAGCAGAGGAGCCUCCUGAUGACCAGGGAAGCCUGACCCCAGAUACGGAGGCGCCUAGCAGGCAGACGCCGUCCCUGCGGCAGCGUCUGGAGAGCCGCCUGGAUGCUGCUCGCUUCCGCUACAUCAACCAGCUGCUGUACACACACUCCAGCCAAGAGGCAGCCCAGCUUUUCCAGGAGGACCCUGAGGCUUUAGCUGUCUACCACCGAGGGUUUGCCCUGCAGGCAGCCCGCUGGCCCGAGCGACCCGUGGAACACUUUGUGCACUACCUUCGCCGCAGACCGGCCUCCCUGGUUGUAGCCGACUUUGGCUGUGGGGAUUGCACCCUGGCUCGUAGCCUGCCCAACCGGGUGCACUGCUUCGACCUGGCGGCCCUGGACCCGCGGGUGACCGUCUGCGACAUGGCCCAGGUGCCGCUAGAGGACGCCUCCGUGGACGUGGCCGUCUUCUGCCUGGCGCUGAUGGGCACCAACCUGCACGAGAUCCUGCAAGAGGCUCACCGCGUCCUGCGAGCCGGGGGGACGCUGCUGGUGGCCGAGGUGGCGAGCCGCUUCGCGGACCUCCGGGCCUUCCUGGGGGCGCUGGCCCGGCUGGGCUUCCGGCUGAUCUCCAAGGAUGUCUCGGGCAGCCACUUCUACAGCUUCGAACUGCGCAAGACCGAGCGGGCGGCGAAGGCGGCGGAGGAGCCGCGCGGACUGGCGCUGCGGCCCUGCCUCUACAAGCGCCGCUGACCAAUA